AUGGGUGAUGUUGAAAAGGGCAAGAAGAUUUUUGUUCAGAAGUGUGCCCAGUGCCAUACUGUGGAAAAGGGAGGCAAACACAAGCCUGGACCAAAUCUCCAUGGUCUAUUUGGGCGAAAGACAGGUCAGGCCCCUGGAUUUUCUUACACAGAAAGAAAGAACAAAGGUCUCACCUGGGGAGAGGCUACACUGAUAGAGUAUUUGGAGAAUCCCAAGAAAUACAUCCCUGGAAUAAAAAUGAUUUUUGCUGACAUUAAGAAGUGUGCAGAAAGGGCAGACUUGAUAGCUUAUCUCAAAGAAGCUACUAAUGAGUAA
Eptesicus fuscus (big brown bat) is the source of this 315-nucleotide messenger RNA. Its product is annotated as cytochrome c-like. The transcript has a single exon. The record is from RefSeq and is a predicted model, not a curated record. The coding region runs from base 1 to 315 and encodes 104 amino acids. NCBI's taxonomy places the organism in Eukaryota, Metazoa, Chordata, Mammalia, Chiroptera, Vespertilionidae. Gene Ontology annotation, cellular component: mitochondrial intermembrane space. Gene Ontology annotation, biological process: mitochondrial electron transport, ubiquinol to cytochrome c; mitochondrial electron transport, cytochrome c to oxygen. Gene Ontology annotation, molecular function: heme binding; electron transfer activity.